GUAAAAUGGUUGACAUGGCAGAAGAAGUAACGUGUUUUUCUGGGAGCAACAAAAGUAGUAACUCUGAGGUCCAAUCACUGAGCUCCUUCCAGUCUGACUCCUGUGAUGAUAAUGCCUCCAUAGUGACCGUCAUUCGACUGGUCAAUGAUGCAGUCGACACAAUCGAAAGUGAAGUGUCAGUCAUGGACCAUGGUCAAACCUACAGCAGAGCAUAUCACUGGGACACAUCUGACUGGAUGCCGAGCACCAGGUUGUCAGAUAUUGAAGAGGUGCCAGGCUAUGAGGCAGGUCCUGCCAGUGAUGUAGCAGGCUCAGCUCCCCGCCUUGGAGGAAGCACCCGUGAACUGGAGUCAGACUACUACCUGGGAGGCUAUGACAUUGACAGCGACUACCCCCCUCCCCACGAAGAAGAGUUCUUGAGCCAAGACCAGCUGCCACCUCCGCUGCCCACAGUUGAGGACUAUGCUGAGCCCUACACGCCACUGCCCACCAACCCACCAGUCUCCAAAGAAAGCACCCUGAGCUCUGGCAGCACCGGGUGUCAGCAUGCCCGGCCACACUUCCACCCCAGCCAAUACUUGCCUCCCCACCAGCUGCCCGUUGGAGAGGCCCCCCACGGGGACUUCAGCACUUCAAUGAGUGGCAUAAGCCCAGGAAAUGGGGACACUGAUGACUCUGUGUCUCUAAAUAUGCGACUGUCUGUUGGUGCAUCAUCAGCCUCGGACAUGUCCGCGCCCUGCGGGCUGGAUGACUCUGAAAAUGGCAGCGACUUUGACAGUAUGGACGAGCUUCGUCGAGGGGUGACUAUCAUCACUGACUCACAGCAGCAGACUGAGGUGUGAUUGAUUGACCAGUACAAUACAGUAUGGGAUGUAUAAUUGAUGAGAAGGAGCCAAACAUCGAAACAGAUGAAAGGAGAUGCACAAUUGGAUGUUAUUACAGGAAGAAAUGCUUUGUCAGCAAUGCUAGAUACAGCAAUGCAUUGUUAUAGUUUACAACCAUAGACUUAGAACAGUAUGUCCAGAAAUGGGACUGUUGAGUUUUAGCAUGAUCGACAAACUCAGUGUGUUGUCCGUCCUCUCCGCUGUGCAGAUCCAUCAAAAGUAUCCUUCCUGUUCAUAAAGGGGUCAUUUGUAAUGUGAAAAGAAUAGAAUAGAGAAUGUGAAUGAGAGACUAAUCCAAAAGAGAUUGAAAUGUACAGAUGCAGUUGAGAGAAUUUGAAGAAGGAGAAGUGAAAGGAUUGUUUGGUUCCCUGCUCCUUCACAGAAGCCCAUUGGACCAAUUCUUUCUUAUAAUAAAAAAGGACAUAAAUCCCCAUUUUCCCAUUGUCCUCCUUGGAUUUGUAAACUUUGUAAUACUCCAAGCCUGUACAGACUUUGUAAAAUAGUAUGACCUUACUGGUGAAUAAGUAUUAAACAAUGUUCUGGCCACAUUUCAAAAAGCCAUUUAUUUGUUUUAAUGUGGAAUGUGCUUGCUCCUUUCCCAAAAAUAAAUCAAAUCGCCCAUCAAGCCAUCAUCUCGCUAGCCCAAAGUGUUCAAUGUGACCUUCAUGCUUCAUGCUUGUGUGCGCAAGCCAAGAAAAUGAUUAUCUUAUAUACAGAUAAGGCACAGUACUUUUUUUUUCACAGUAUAUUUCAUUUGUAACCCCCAAAAUGUCUUGAGGUGGUCAGCCAACUCUAUCAGAGCAAGAUCAAAUUUAAGUGGAAGUUUGAUAUAAAUAUGAAGAUUGUCAUCUUAUCUCGUUACCAAAUGUUAUCAGCUGCUGUUAACAAUAGUGGUUGACACAUACAUGUAUAUAGUGACCAUUACUAUUAAAUGAUUAAAUCAUUUUAUCUGCCACUACAGAGUUGAAAACUUUUGGCAAAAUAAUUGACAAGCGCUAGCUUUCCACGUUUGAUCUGGUUUACCGCCAUUUCUUUGAUCUGUUAAAUGCGACAUCAUUAUUUGGGAAAAAGCCAUGCUGAGCAGACACAUUUUAGCGGCACUGCAUCCCGGUGUUUUCUGUUACUCUGUAGCAUGUUCACCAUGUCUGCAGACAGAAGUCAAACCCUUAUCCAGGUCAUGAAUGGCUUAGUGAACAUCUAGCCAACAGGGCAGACUGCUUCAGAUAGUCACUGUAUUGUACUAUAAUCUCCUCUUCUCUUUGUAACAGAUGUAUGUUUAAAUCUCUGUACAGUGUACAUAGCUAGAUUUUGUAGAUAUGUAAUUGCAAUCCUGAACUUCCUUUGAGUUUUUCUGUUGGACUGUUUGACGUAAAUGUGGACACUAAGACUUAUGGAAUAUCAAUUAUCAUUCCUCCUCUGCCACUGACUGAUUGAAUGCCAUUUCUAUUAAUAUAGACACAUUUUACACUGUAUUAAAUCCAAACUUUACAUCCCAGAAUUUUCUUUUGUGAAAACAUUUUUAUGGUAAUGAGGGAAUCUUUUUGUACAUUUCUUUCAUCUGUUAAUGUUUUGAUGAAUUUCUAAUGUUCAAAGACAUUAAGCAGUGUCGUUAUGUCCCCUUUCUGCAGAAAGUGAGUGGGUUUUGUUUUACUGGGUUUUUUCCAAUUCAGUGCAGAAAAUAAAAAGGUUCUUAUGCACCA
Messenger RNA from Anarrhichthys ocellatus (wolf-eel), 2584 nucleotides. Its product is annotated as protocadherin Fat 3-like. The record is from RefSeq and is a predicted model, not a curated record. The coding region runs from base 6 to 842 and encodes 278 amino acids. The transcript has 4 exons. Lineage: Eukaryota; Metazoa; Chordata; Actinopteri; Perciformes; Anarhichadidae.